CUCGCCUUAUCUCCUCCCAACGCCAUUGAAUCCAAUCCAAUCCUCUAGGCUUUACCUCCUCCUUCUCCCUCCUUGAGGCGACCGGGUUCGUUUCUUGGCUGGUUUUCUUGGGCGGCGAUCGAUCGAUGCGCAUGGAGGGCGGCGGCGGCGGCGGCCAUGGCCAUCACGGCGGCGGCGGCGGUGGCCAUGGCCAUCACGGUGGCAUCGGAGGAGGGGAGGCGCAGAUCAAGGGGACGCUGACGCACGGCGGGAGGUACGUGCAGUACAACGUGUAUGGUAACCUGUUCGAGGUUUCGUCCAAGUACGUCCCUCCCAUCCGCCCCGUCGGCCGCGGCGCCUGCGGCAUCAUCUGUGCGGUUGUGAAUGCGCAGACUCGUCAGGAGGUGGCAAUCAAGAAGAUCGGCAACGCGUUCGACAACCAGAUCGACGCCAAGCGCACCCUGCGAGAGAUCAAGCUGCUUCGGCACAUGGAUCAUGAUAAUGUCAUCUCAAUAAAGGACAUCAUACGGCCACCAAGGAGGGAGAACUUCAAUGAUGUCUACAUUGUCUAUGAGCUCAUGGACACUGAUCUUCACCACCUUCUUCGAUCAAACCAGCCACUAACAGAUGAUCACUGUCAGUAUUUUCUCUAUCAGGUACUACGAGGAUUGAAGUAUGUGCAUUCAGCAAAUGUCUUGCACAGAGACCUCAGGCCAAGUAAUUUGCUGCUGAAUGCGAAAUGCGAUCUUAAGAUCGGAGACUUUGGAUUAGCAAGGACCACAAAUGAAACUGACUUCAUGAUGGAGUAUGUUGUUACUCGAUGGUACAGGGCACCUGAACUCCUGCUAAACUGCUCAGAGUACACUGCAGCUAUUGAUAUCUGGUCGGUAGGCUGCAUCCUUGGUGAGAUCGUUACAAGGGAGCCUUUGUUUCCUGGAAAGGAUUAUGUCCAUCAGCUGAGGCUAAUAACUGAGUUAAUAGGCUCACCUGAUGACUCGAGCCUUGGGUUUCUUCGAAGCGACAACGCCCGCAGAUAUGUGAGGUCGCUUCCUCAAUACCCCAAGCAACAAUUCCGUGCACGGUUCCCCACUAUGUCUAGUGGUGCCAUGGAUUUGCUUGAGAGGAUGCUUGUGUUUGAUCCCAGCAAAAGGAUUACUGUUGAUGAAGCUCUGUGCCAUCCAUACUUGGCAUCCCUUCAUGAGAUAUAUGAUGAACCAGUCUGCCCAGCGCCUUUCAGCUUCGAUUUCGAGCAGCCGUCGCUCACCGAAGAAGAUAUCAAGGAGAUCAUAUGGAGGGAGGCACUUAAGUUCAACCCUGAACCAAUUCACUAGAUGAAUUUCCAAUGAAGAACGGAAGCAGAUCACACUGGCAGAUGAUCAUCCAUCCACUCCUUGGGGAAGACAUGAGCCAACAGCAUGAUGUAUAGUUGAUCACCCUCUCAGCAUCUCAUCUUGUGGCUUGUCAGCGACACCCUGACAUCGCAAAUUCGGACAUUUAUGAAAACAAGAAAAGCUUGAUCAAAUAAUUUGUAGUACGAAAAAAAUCAGGAGCUUAACUGUAUCUUCUUGUUAGAUUUGUAUCUAUCCCAUUUGGUUGUAUGCUUAAGAAACCUGGGAGCUUGUCACUAGUUAUGGAGGUACAGCAAUCUCCAGAUACUCUUCAGUCAUCAGUUCAGUUCACCAGCUGCAAAGAUGCUCUAGACUCUAAGUGAACUUAAAAUUAUUUCGAUAUAAUGUGCACUUACUCAUUGGACUCGUCA
Molecule: messenger RNA, 1738 nt
Organism: Oryza sativa Japonica Group (Japanese rice)
Lineage: Eukaryota; Viridiplantae; Streptophyta; Magnoliopsida; Poales; Poaceae
Source: RefSeq, a predicted model, not a curated record